AUGAGGAUCGGUACGUACGCGCCUAGGGACGAAGAUGUCGUGCUCACACCCUCUUCUGCCCACAGCGUCCUCAACUUGCGUAGGUGGCUCGAACUUCUCGGUAGCGAACUUGACUACGGCUAUACAACCACUGAGCAGCCGCGAGGCAACUCGCACAUCCUGCAUUCGCGCGCACGUGUGCUGGGUGGAUGCUCGUCGCACAACACGCUGAUCUCGUUCUUCCCAUUCGAUGCGGACUUGGACAACUGGCGCGACUACCAUGGCUGUCCCGACUGGGGCGCCAAGGCGAUCCAGCCAUACGGCUCGCGCCUGAAGAUGAACAUCGUGCCGAUUGCACCUCAGCAGCGCAACCAUGUCGUGCGUGACUGGGUAAAGGCAAGUGCCGAGGCUACGGGCGCGCCAGUGAUGGAAGAUAUGAAUGCUCAAAUCGCGUACCGCGGCGGCUUUGACCAGGCGGUGGGCUUCUUCAACAUCUCGUACGACCCAUACAAUGGCCACCGUAGCAGUGCGAGCACUGCUUACAUGCACCCGAUCAUGCCGCACGGCGCGACGCCCCGCAAGAAUCUGCAUCUGUUCCUCGAGACAUGGGUGCGUGCGCUGGAGUUUGAUGCACACGAUCCUCUUCGUGUGCGUGGUGUGCGGGCUGAGCAGAAGAAUGGUACGUCCAGCGUCAUUCGGGCGCGGCGCGAGGUGAUUCUUUGUGCGGGUGCAUUUGACUCGCCGCGCCUACUGCUUCUCUCGGGCAUUGGUCCCAAGAGCGAACUUGAGGCCAUUGGUAUUCCCUGCCGCCACGAUUUGCCUGGUGUGGGCCUGAACCUGAAUGACCAUCCAGAGUCCAUUAUCAUCUGGGAAACGCGCGACACGCCCUCUGAAACGGUCAUGUCGUCCGAUGCAUGCCUGUUCCUCCGCACCCAGCCGAGGGACGCCGAGCCUGUGCCACAUCCCGGCCCUGACCUCAUGUUCCACAUCUACCAGGUGCCAUUCACGGAGAAUACCGCUCGACAGGGCUACCCUGUGCCAAAGCAUGCGAUUUGCAUGACGCCCAACGCGAUGCGCUCGCGUGGUCGCGGCAAAGUCUCGCUGGCCAAUGCCGAUCCCACUACGAAGCCGCUUAUUGACUUCAAGUACUUCCAGGAUGAAGAUCAUUACGAUGAACGCCUCAUGGUCGAAGGUAUCAAGAUUGCUCGCAAAGUCGCUGAGCACCAGCUCUUCCGCCAGCACCUCGUCCGAGAAGUGGCUCCUGGGCCUGCGUGUCAAUCGGAUGCCGAUAUCAGUGCCUACGCCCGCUCUGUCGCUCAUACCGUGUACCACCCAGCAGGAACGUGCCGCAUGGGCACACCGCCUUCGAGCCAUGCUCCUGCCUCGGAGGAUGCACGCACAGUUGUCGUCGACCAGCGCGAUCUCAAGGUCGUUGGCAUGAAGGGCUUGCGUGUGUGUGAUGCUAGUGUGCUUCCCACACUGCCGUCAGUGAACCCGAUGUUGACGAUUCUAAUGGUCGCGGAACGAGGCGCUGAGCUUAUCCGAAACGAUGCAUGGGUCAAUGGCGAGCGCCGCACGGACUGGUAG
This is a messenger RNA of Malassezia globosa CBS 7966, 1566 nucleotides long. RefSeq lists its product as uncharacterized. Lineage: Eukaryota; Fungi; Basidiomycota; Malasseziomycetes; Malasseziales; Malasseziaceae. The transcript has a single exon. Gene Ontology annotation, molecular function: flavin adenine dinucleotide binding; oxidoreductase activity, acting on CH-OH group of donors. Bases 1 to 1566 code for a protein of 521 amino acids. The record is from RefSeq and is a predicted model, not a curated record.